Salmo salar (Atlantic salmon) is the source of this 4604-nucleotide messenger RNA. It is a transcript of the gene rev1, whose product is annotated as REV1 DNA directed polymerase. Gene Ontology annotation, biological process: error-prone translesion synthesis; error-free translesion synthesis. Gene Ontology annotation, cellular component: nucleus. Gene Ontology annotation, molecular function: damaged DNA binding; deoxycytidyl transferase activity; DNA-directed DNA polymerase activity. Lineage: Eukaryota; Metazoa; Chordata; Actinopteri; Salmoniformes; Salmonidae. The record is from RefSeq and is a predicted model, not a curated record.
CAAUGCCUUUGCUCCUAACCCCGCCCCUCUUGAAACCAACAACUUAUCAGCUAUUCCCUCAAAUCCCACCCCUCCAGACAGCGACCACCAAUCAGCACUGGCGAAGACAGGGGGAAUCAUCUCAGAGUUCUACUCCCACUCUCGUCUACAUCACAUCUCCACAUGGAGGAGUGAGUUCUCUGAGUAUGUCAACACUCUGCAGAGCAGGAGGAGGGCCACAGGGGGCGCCACAUUCCCCGGGAGAGACAGGCUCAAACGCCAGAGGAGAGAGGGUUCGUCAGCUGCUCCUGGCCCUCAGUCCUGUAUCCUGCAUGUGGACAUGGACUGUUUCUUUGUCUCUGUGGGGAUCAGACACAGGCCCGACCUCAAAGGGAAGCCAGUAGCUGUGACCAGUAACCGUGGUCCAGGCAGAGUCGCCCAGAGGCCUGGUGUUGACCGCCAGCUGGAGCUGCAGUACUACCAGAGGAAAUACUCCCAUGCAGGUGUCUCAGAGAGGAAGGACGGGGACCUGGAGGACAUGACCUCGGCUGAGAGUCACGUCUCCCACGGCAAUGGCGUGGACCCGGACACAACUUGCCUCUCUAUGGCUGAGAUUGCCUCCUGUAGCUACGAGGCCAGGCAGGCAGGAGUGAGGAAUGGGAUGUUUUUUGGCCAGGCCAAACAGCUGUGUCCCUCCCUGCAGUCUGUCCCUUACGACUUCCAGGCCUACAAGGAGGUGGCCCUGGCCAUGUACGAGACCCUCGCCAGUUAUACUCACAACAUUGAAGCUCUGAGUUGUGAUGAGGCGUUGGUGGAUGGCUCUGCCCUGCUGGCUGAGUUGGGUGCUACACCUGAAGAGUUGGCCAGCGCCAUCCGGACAGAUGUCAGGGAGAGGACCGGGUGCACUGCCUCAGUGGGCAUGGGGUCCAACAUCCUGCUGGCGAGGAUGGCGACCCGGAAGGCCAAGCCGGACGGACAGUACCUCCUGAGGUCAGAGGAAGUGGAUGACUUCAUCAGGGACCACACGGUCACUAGCCUGCCAGGUGUGGGCCGGUCUAUGGGCGCAAAGCUGGGGUCUCUGGGUGUGAGGUCGUGUGGGGACCUGCAGCAGGUGUCUCUACAGCAACUGCAGAAGGAGUUUGGCCCUCGCACCGGGCAGACCCUGUUCAGGUUCUGCCGAGGUCUGGACGACCGGCCCGUCCGCAGCGAGAAGGAGAGGAAGUCUGUCUCGGCCGAGAUGAACUACAACAUCCGCUUCACACAGGUGGACGAGGCGGAGUCCUUCCUGACCAACCUGUCCAUGGAGGUGCAGAAGCGUCUUCAGGGGGCGGGGCUCAGGGGUCGCAGACUGACCCUAAAGGUCAUGGUGCGUAAGGUGGGGGCCCCUGUGGAGCCAUCCAAAUAUGGUGGUCACGGCAUCUGUGACAAUCUGGCCAGGUCAGUGACCCUGGCCCAGUCGACAGACAGUGGUCAGCUGAUAGCCAGUGAGGUCAUCAAGCUGUUCCACGCAAUGAGGCUGGAGGUGCAGGACCUGAGGGGGGUGGGCCUUCAGGUGCAGCUCCUUGAUGGGGCCCACUCAGCCCCCCAUGACCCCUCCGGCCCUAAAACGCGCUCCAUCAGAGACAUGCUUCUGGCCCAGCGGCCCCCCGCCCAACACAACCACACAGAUUUGCUACCUGAUGCUCCUGUUGCUGACUCGACCACCAAUCAGGAGAGGAGUUCCUCUGCCAGAGUCCCGCCCCCCUUCUCCACUCUCCGCCCUCCUUCGCCUGCUGAUCCAAUCCCAGGGACGAGUAAAGAAGAGCCGCUGCCCACUACACGCACACCUAACCAUGUCCGGACGCACCUCAACCUCAGCAUCGAGGUCCCCUCUCCUUCACAGGUGGACAGGUCAGUGUUGGACGCCUUGCCUGCGGAAUUGAGAGAACAGGUGGAGCGCUCAUGGACCCACAGAGAGACAGAGAGAUCCCACAACGGGUCACACCACCACCCCUCUUCCCUUCUUUCUUCCCCCUCCUCUCCUCCUCCCCCCGCUGCCCUUCCUGUAGGAACACUGGUGCUUCAGAUCCCCAACCAGCCUGGACAGCCCGGCUCCACGGGCAUCAUCCUGGAACUGCCUGACUUCUCCCAGGUUGACCCGGAGGUGUUUGCAGCGCUCCCCAGAGAGCUCCAGGAGGAACUGCGUUCAGCGUACGGCCGCAGAGAGACCGCCCAGGCACAAGGGAUCAUCAUGGAGCAGAGGAACCCCCUGUUGCAGCUGAAGCAGGUUGGAGCGGGUCGGGUGAAGAGGCGCUACAAGAAGAAGAACGCCAACUCCAGCCCCACUAAGAAAGGCCCCUCCCCUCUAAAGAGGCCCCACCCACCAGGAAACAGCCCUGCCAAAGCCCUACAGCACCCGCUCAGACCGAGGGACCUAUCCAACGGCCUCAAGCUGGAGAAUGGACCUUCCACAUCCUCCCUAAAGCAGGAUGUCCCAGAGACUCUGUCUAAGUUCACUCCUCGCCCUGAACCCACCUUGGCUGGAGCCUGUGAUUUCACGGACAUCCGAACACUACUCAGAGAAUGGGUCACUACCAUCUCAGAACCCAUGGAGGAGGACAUUCUGCAGGUGGUCAAGUACUGCACUGAUCUGAUCGAGGACAAAGACCUGGAGAAACUUGACCUGGUCAUCAAGUACAUGAAGAGGUUGAUGCAGCAGUCUGUGGAGUCUGUGUGGAGCAUGGCCUUUGACUUCAUCCUGGACAACGUGCAGGUGGUGGUACAGCAGACCUACGGCAGCACUCUGAAGAUCACAUAGGAGAGGACACGACAGGCUCUAGCCGAGUCUCAAAUCACACCCUAUACCCCAUAUAGUACACUGGUCAAAAGUAGUGCACUAGUAUGUGGGGGAUAGGAUGCCAUUUGAGAUCCAGUUUUGCUCCUCCACACACUUUGCAUCAGUGUUCUGUUUGUUGUGCCACUGUUACAUCAUCAAACUAUUACAUCAUAAUCCUGACGGGAGGAGCUGUGUUCUCUUCUUGUGACAUCACAGUGAAAGAGUUCUGUGACAUCAGCUCUGCAAGCUCCAUAGAAUUAGUAAUAAUAGGAUCUAUAUGACAAGCUCUCUCUCACUGACCUGCGUUCUAUUUCGACAUCAUUAUGACACACGUCAGCAGAACACAGCACAGGAAUCGGCUGCACUACACUUCAGCAGCCUGAAUAUCAACGUGGCCCAACACGCACUGUCCAACCUUCCAUGAGCCGGGGGGGGGGGGACAGGAACACUCCUUCUGUAGCCCCUGUUGGUCAGGACCCAACUGAAUCUCACGAGUGAUGGCUGACUCAGCCGUUAGGUGUGUGAAUAUGCCAAAUAUCACAGUCUGAUGCCUAGAGAUGGUGGCCAUGGAAUCUCCUUGCCUUCUCUACGGUCUACUCUGCCCCCCCUCCCUUCCCUCCUAUUCUGUGACAUCCAGGGUUUGGAGGCAGAAAGAAGGAAACCAUAGACAUCCACUUUUUCUGGCUCUGUUUCUUUUCUCUCUCUGCUUUUCACCAGUCGUUCUGUUACUCUAAGCUCUGCCACCAUAGCCUCAGAAGUAUCUGCAAACUGACAUGGUAGCAAAAAGAUGCAAAAACAUCCUGUUUGGGAGAUUGUUUUUAAAAAGCAAGCAAUUUUUUUGUACCUUUCCUCUGCAAAAAAAGUGCCAAACCUUGUUAUGGCAUGUAAAUGGUGUUUUCAACACCUCUUGUUAAGUUUCAAAAGAAAGAAACUUGUUUCUAUAUAGACAUUAUGUUUUAUCUUGUAUUGGUUACAAAUAGUGUGUUAUUAACUGUUGUUAGUUCUCUCUUUUGCUCUUUCAUCGUGGGUGUGUGUUUGUGACGGGAUGGAAACCAAAAUUUGGCCAAAGCACUUAUGUUUUUUAUGCAACCUCUAUAGGUUGACAGAAUUGCAAUGGUGUGAAGUGGCUUCCUCUCCUUCAACUGCACUGAUGGGAAAAUAUAGGAGAAAGCAAUACUAUAUCGCUUUGGAUAGCUACUAUGUGACGUGCAGAUGGUGAGGAGAGGAAGCCAUUUUAGGCGAUUGUGAGGCACCCACUCUCCUUAUGAGCUGUCAAUACUCUGACAUCAAAUGAAAUAAUACUUUCUUAUGACCUCACAACAAUGUCACACCUUUUUGUGACGUUGCAGAAUUAAGUGUUCUCUUAUUGUGACAUCGCGGGAUACAAAUGUUCAAGAGAACACACAUUUGUUGCAAAAAAAAGAACUGACAGUUUUCUCUCAUUGUGACAUCAGCAGAGUGGAUGACAUGGUGGUUUUGAAAUGGUUUCUACUGUACCUGAUCCAUGAUCAUAUAACGGUGAGUAUGCUGGGGAAAUGAAUGUAGUUCUAAACACAGGAGACAGACAGACAACCCUUUGAUUCUGAGUUUAUUUCCUUAGAGUUUGUAUGCUGUGGUCUCUGAGUGAAUGUAUAAUACUCACUUUUCCUCUCAUCUGCCCUAACUCUACAAAAGGGAAGGGCCAGAAGGAAUUAUCUCAUUGGUCAGUGUACCUGUCUAUCACGACUGACCCGUGCCUGAAGACCUGAAGCUGUGACAUCAUUUGUAUGUUUUCUAAGAACUUGACAAUAAACUUGGAACUUGUAAAAUU